AUGUCAACUUCUCUAGACUCCUCUGGGCGUGCACGACCGGGCAUCGGGUUCUCAAGGCGCCAGAACUUCAGUGGAUGUAACAUGACAACCGAGCGGGUAUUGCUAGUUGCACGCACCCCGCUUCCCUGUGCACGGAAGCGCUUACCAUUGAGCUUGAGCGGUGAGGUUUGCUCAUCCAUAGGCCUGACUUUGUGGUGUGGGCUGAAGGUCGGAAAGGAUGAUCGGGUCCAGGCGAGAAAAAAGCUGGAUGCCACCGACAUCAUAGCUUUCUCACAUUCAGGAAACGGACGGAGUAACAGAGUACUCUGUACUCCGUACAGGAUGCUCUAUGAGUUUAAUGUAUCUCAGUACAUGGUUGGUGGGGCGGGGCGAAAGGAUAAAGAAUACAUCUUUCUGCCGGUUGUUAUUUUUAACCGGAUCUCCUCCGUAAAGACUUCCGAACCCGUUACUAUGUAA
Messenger RNA from Coccidioides immitis RS, 456 nucleotides. RefSeq lists its product as uncharacterized. Lineage: Eukaryota; Fungi; Ascomycota; Eurotiomycetes; Onygenales; Onygenaceae. The transcript is spliced from 2 exons. The record is from RefSeq and is a predicted model, not a curated record. Bases 1 to 456 code for a protein of 151 amino acids.